AUGGUCUCAGAGGCCCAUGUCACCGCAUCACCACGCCUUGCCGCCGCCCCUGCCUCCCCUGCCGACCCCGGAAUGGCCGACGUCUCAGAUGUCACCAUUGGUGACUCUCCGGCGGAAUCAUUUUCCGGCGACCCGCGAAAGUACGUGUCUCAUGCGUGCGAGGCCUGCCGGUUCAGGCGAUCCAAGUGUGAUGGCAAGCUCCCAACCUGCUCGACCUGCAAAAAGCGGCGGACAGGAUGUACAUACUCGGAAAUCGACCGACGGAGAGGCAAGCUGAAGAAGCACGAGACAGAUGCCUUGCUCCAGCAGGUUCGGUCGCUUCAGGAUAUCAUCUCGACUUUGCAGAUCGCCUCAGAUGAGGAUGCCCAGGCCUUGCUUAAGAAGAUCCGCCGGGACCAGACCGAGCUCAUCGAUUCUGUAUCACUUUUCGAUGGACCUUCGCCCGUCAGCGAGACCUUAGCAGACUACCGGCAGUCUCAGGAAAGGGACCUCAAACCAGCCGUUGAUAUCCAUGUGCCGGCUUCCCAUAUCUAUACACCGGAGAAUUUGCCGCCGGAAGGACUGAUCAAACACACUCUUGAGACAUAUCUCAACUGCUGUUCCACUCUGUUCUACAUCCUCCAUGAGCAGGACGUCAACGACAUCCUCAAACGCAUGUAUGUGUCCAAGGAUCCCGUCGAUACUGCCACUCUAGGUGAAGUCUGCGCGGUGGCCGCGAUUGGAAGUCACUACGAUCCUGACAAUGUGCCGCUAUCGGUCAUGGAAGCGCUGUACCGGACUGCUUCGGUCUACAUGCAUGACUGCAUCGAAAAUGAUUUCUUGCGUGGUAUGAGGACGCUGCUCUGCCUGAGCAUGUACUCUUUCAUGACAAAGAGGUCCAGCGCUCGACUCUCCAUCGCGUCUGGCUUACAGAUAGCCCGCUGGGUGCGUCUGCACCGACAAGUGGCUUCUGAUGAUUGGCAACUCUGGAGAAGAGUGUAUCGGACUCUGGUAUUCAUGGAAUGUUGGCUAUCCUCAAGUCUCGGAUACCGAUGGAACCUCAGCGAUGAGGAGGUGAAGUUCACUCAACUCGAGAUUGUCGAGCCUGUGCCGACCCUUGACAACGCCAUCCAAGCGCAGAUGAGCGCGGUCGGCAUACUGUUGGCGAACAUUCUAAAAGACGUCUACCGGUCGAGCUCCGUUGUCUUCUCCAUUGUGAGGAAACACUCGACCAUCCUGGAAGACUGGCGGCGCUCGCUACCCGCACCUAUGCAGCUCUCAUCCAUCCUUGACCCAGGAUUUUCGGGCGGUGCUGGACUUGAAGAGAGGCAUCGAAGAUCCCUGAUGCUGGUACACAUCAUGGGGUUUGGAGCCCAGAUCCUGUUACAACGCCGCCUCCUCGUGGCCAUGGCGGACUGUGAGAUGAACAAGCGCUGGACUCUGGACGGGUCACGCGAAGAAGGCGCCUCUAUUCGACAGGAAUGUGUGGCGGCAGCCAAAUCUUGCGUCCAGCUCUUCGAUUGUCUAGGCUACACCACAGCGAGCAUGUUCCGACGAUGUUGGCUAUGCAUUGGCCACGCCUUCAGCGUCUCCAGCGUUCUUUUAUUCGAAGCUGCACACAAUCUCCUAUACGGAGUCAGCAACGGGGUCGACGAACUCCUGACUCAAUGUCAAAAGUGCAUCGAUGUCCUUCAAGGCUGCAGCCUGGCCGACCGUGUCGCGAGAACAAUGCUGGACAUCGUCCUUCCAUUACACCAGGAUCUUCAGGGUCUGGCCAACGCGGACUCGAAACAAAACCGUCAAAGUGGAAUCUACAACCUGCUGCAGAACCCCCACUCGGUGCCUUUGUCGUUCCAGAAGCCUCAUUCGGACAAUCAUGGCUCGGAUAGCAUCAUGGCCGAGUCAGACAGCAACACUGCUCCGCGGAUUCGUGCUGCUGCCAUUCCAGCCAUGCAGAAAGCGAUCGACGUCCUGGGUAAUCCAUUUGGCCAUCCUCGACGACUCAACAUCGAGAGCUUCUCCCCGGGCGACCCGGACGUCCCUAGCUGGUGGAAUUAA
Molecule: messenger RNA, 2037 nt
Organism: Capronia coronata CBS 617.96
Lineage: Eukaryota; Fungi; Ascomycota; Eurotiomycetes; Chaetothyriales; Herpotrichiellaceae
Exons: 7
Coding region: 1-2037 (678 amino acids)
Biological process (GO): DNA-templated transcription; regulation of DNA-templated transcription
Molecular function (GO): zinc ion binding; DNA-binding transcription factor activity, RNA polymerase II-specific; DNA binding
Source: RefSeq, a predicted model, not a curated record